ACCUUUAGCUUCCUCCUAAAUUGCCAUCAAAACAUACACCUUGUGAGAGUUGAAUAACUUUUCAGAGGACAUUAUUUUUACCGUGACACAAGAAUUAAAGCAACAACAUCAGGAUGUCCAACAAAAAGAAACCAACAGCAACUUCAACAUUUUACAGUGAACCAGCGAUAGUGGAGGAACUGUACACUGGAUACCUGCUCAAGUCCCCCGCUCAACCAGCCCUAACUAAAAGCAUUAAAUCAUGGAAGCGUCGUUUCUUUGUGCUCUCCAAAACGGGUGAAGACUACCAGCUGACAUAUCAUGCAAACAACGAAACAAAAGAGAUAGACCUUUCUAAGAUCAGCCUGCUGCGUAUUGGCCCCGAAGCACAUCAGAAGUGGGACUGGAUCCAGAAAAACUUCAAGUGUUCUCCGUCCUCUGUGCUGUUCUUGAAGGUGGAAGACGACACACCAAAACACUCUAGAGACUAUUUCCUACUUGGAGAAAACAGUGAUGAUGUGGAUGGUUGGCUCAAUGCCUUAGUCAAGGUAAUGAAGACCCAGAAAUCACAAAAUACCCUUCAGACCUCGAAACCUCGUGGUGGAGGUCUUGGAAGAAGGGGAGAGGCCUAUGGGGCUGAGACGGGUAGAUAA
This is a messenger RNA of Sinocyclocheilus rhinocerous, 632 nucleotides long. Its product is annotated as pleckstrin homology domain-containing family S member 1-like. The coding region runs from base 114 to 632 and encodes 172 amino acids. Lineage: Eukaryota; Metazoa; Chordata; Actinopteri; Cypriniformes; Cyprinidae. The record is from RefSeq and is a predicted model, not a curated record. The transcript is spliced from 7 exons.